This is a messenger RNA of Aethina tumida (small hive beetle), 831 nucleotides long. RefSeq names its product membrane-associated progesterone receptor component 2-like. The transcript has a single exon. Gene Ontology annotation, cellular component: endomembrane system; membrane. The record is from RefSeq and is a predicted model, not a curated record. Bases 243 to 767 code for a protein of 174 amino acids. NCBI's taxonomy places the organism in Eukaryota, Metazoa, Arthropoda, Insecta, Coleoptera, Nitidulidae.
UAAAAGGAUAUUAUUAUAAAAUUACAGAUAGCAUUUAAAAAAAUUGAAAAGUUUACAUGGUUUACAUUUAUUAUUAUUGGCAGGUAGACAAUAAAAUGCCAAACUUCAAACAUCUAUUGACAAUGUCAUAAUCAUCUGCAUUUUUUGUUCCCUCAUUCACCCCAUUUUCACCCAACUAAGACGUUUUAGAUCAGUUUAAAUCAAGCAAGGUAGUUGCACAGUAAACAAGAAGGCGAUAGCAUAUGGAAGAGGAAUUAGAAGUUACAUGUGAAAAAGUAUCAGGAUCAAUAUUUGCAAGUAUGUUUUCCAAUUCGGUUCCGGUAAAUAUCGCCUUGGCAAUAUUAAUAAUGGUGAUAGUCUACAAAAUUCUAUGUCACAUAAUCGCCACUCGAAAAUCACACAGAAGGAGAAUCAAGAAACAGGAUUUUACAUUACAAGAACUAAGACGUUACGACGGUACACAGAAGGAUGGACGAAUUUUAGUCGCAGUAGAUGGCCAAGUUUUCGACGUCACCGCAGCAACUAACUUGUACGGGCCGACGGGGCCGUAUGCGUCUUUUGCAGGAAGGGAUGCGACGCGUGGAUUAGCAACGUUCAAUAGUCUCAAUAUUAAAGACGGCGAGUAUGAUGAUCUGGAUGAUUUCGAUAUCAAUCAGAUGGACGACGUGAAGGAUUGGGGUAUGCAAUUCAAAGACACUUACUAUUUGGUGGGGAGACUGUUGAAGCCCCGAGAAGAUCCCACAAAUUAUACAGAAGACGACUAUUGAUUUCAAUUGAUUUACAAACACAUUCCAUUUUUACAUAACAAUCAAUAAAAAUAUCAUCCAUUAA